Messenger RNA from Archocentrus centrarchus (flier cichlid), 9462 nucleotides. It is a transcript of the gene rapgefl1, whose product is annotated as Rap guanine nucleotide exchange factor (GEF)-like 1. Gene Ontology annotation, molecular function: guanyl-nucleotide exchange factor activity. Gene Ontology annotation, biological process: Ras protein signal transduction. Lineage: Eukaryota; Metazoa; Chordata; Actinopteri; Cichliformes; Cichlidae. The record is from RefSeq and is a predicted model, not a curated record. Gene Ontology annotation, cellular component: plasma membrane. The coding region runs from base 671 to 2674 and encodes 667 amino acids. The transcript has 16 exons.
AGAGGCAGAGAGAGCUCGGCGCACUGAUCCGGGGGGAGCGCCGGAGCCGCUGCAGCAUCUGAGCGAAGAAAGAAACCGAACCAGCACCGAUCCUUCCGCUGCUGCUGCUGCUGAGAAAACCGACAGCACCCAAACGCACCGGGCCGGGCGGGGGAUCCUGCUCAGGUGAGUGAGGAGGAGGAAGAAGGAGCGUCGACCGUUCAGCCGCCGGACGGAGGAAGCCCGGGCCCGAGAGGAGGAGCUCCGUUUGGGCUCAGAUUCUGGUGUUUUCGGCGGUGUUCGCGCGGAGGCUGAAGCCUCAGAGAGGCGGGGGGAGGACGCGCUGAAGCCGGGGAGGAGCGGCCGAGAGCCGCCGCUACACGGAGCGGAGAUUUCUGACGGAGGGCUCGCGGUGCGGUGAGAUCCGACCGAGAGGAGGGACGGAGAAGGAGUCUGCCGUCCACCGUCGCCUCCACCAAUGGGUUAGAGCCGGGCUGUUGUUCCGCAGCAGCCUCGGAGGGUCCGCUCACACCUGCGCACGCCUGCCCGCCCCGACCUGCAGGGGCCGGAUGAUGUAGUAGCCAGCCGCCCCCUCCCACCGCAUCCCGUAAAUUUACCGCCUCCACCUACCGACCACCGUCCCAGCCUCGCUGCCCCCACCACCGCCUCCACCACCCACCCCCGUCCCACCAUGCCGGCGGGGAUGAAACCGCUGGAGAAGUUCCUGAAGAAGCAGACCACGGCGCUGACCCGGGCCGGGGGCUUCGUCGGUGGGGUGGCGGACAAAGCCAGCGGGACCGGGGCGUCCCGCCGCAGGGCCAGCCUGUCCCGGGUCGUACCUUUCUUCAGGGAGACGUCACCGGAGAGCGGCCAGGCGCGAGAGGUUUUCAGCCCUGACAGUGAGGAUCCCCCAUCCUGGCCCUCAGCUGCAGGGACCGGUGUAGUGACGGCCCUCAGCAGUGCCAAUGGCUCCGGUUCUGGUUCUGGAGGGGGAGACGUUCGCAGUCCAUCCCUGUCCAGUGACGAGCAGAGCUCCGAGGCGAGCCUGAUCACAGAGACCGGAGGAGGGGGAGGGACGCCUGUCCACGCUGACACCCCAGAAAACCUGACGCUCGCCGUGCUAGACAGCGUGGCAGGAAAACGCUUCGGACACUGCAAAGAAACCCUCCUGGAUGACUUCAUGUUGACACAUCCCAUCUUCCUGACGGCGGACAGGCUCCAGCAGGUCCUGCUGCAGCAAUUCAGUCUGGAGGGAGAUGGAGGAGGGGCGGAGGGGGAGAGGAGAGAUGGAGGAGGCGGAGGAGGAGGAGGAGGGGAGAGGGAUGGAGCGAUGGAUGAAGCAGAGAGGAAGCAGGCGGUGCUGACUGUGGCGUUUCGAUACCUGGACACCUACAGAGAGCUGCUGCAGGAGGAGGGAGAGCGCAGCAACAGCUUCCCCAAGGAGCUGUACAUGUGUGCGGUUCAGGAGCUGAGCCAGUAUCCUGAGCUGGUGGAGGACGUCCUCAAACUGCAGCGAUGGACCGAGAUCUUACACUGCCCCUCUGAUGAGGAGAAGGAGAGCAGGAAGAAGCAGGUCCGUCCUCUGUUCAGACACUUCAGACGCAUCGACGCCUGCCUGCAGCCCAGAGAGGCCUUCAGAGGCUCCGACGAGAUCUUCUGCAGGGUCUACACUCCAGAUCAUUCCUACGUCACCAUCAGGAGCCGUCUGUCUUGCCGGGUCGGAGAGAUUCUGGCUCUGGUCAAAGAGAAGCUCCAGUACAGCGAAGACCAACCAGUGCUGCCAGGAAACCUCAUACUGGUGGCUGUGACCUCAGCAGGAGAGAAAGCGGUGUUUCGUCCCAGCGACGAGGCCGUCUUCACCACGCUGGGAGUCAACACUCACCUGUUCGCCUGUGAACCCUCCGAACUGGACUCACUGCUUCCUCUUCCUGAGGAGAUCCACUGGACGCCGGGCGACAGUAAACUCCACGACAUGUCGGCGGAGGAGGUGGCCAAUCAGCUGGUGGUGUUUGACUGGGAGCUCUUCAGCUGCGUGCACGAGGUGGAGUUUGUGUGUUAUGUGUUUCACGGAGAGCAGUCUCGCUGGCGCCCCCUGAACCUGGAGCUGGUACUGCAGCGCUGCAGCGAGGUGCAGCACUGGGUCGCCACUGAGAUCCUGCAGUGUCAGUCGCUGCCGAAGAGGAUCCAGCUGCUCCGCAAGUUCAUCAAGAUCGCAGCGCUCUGUAAGCAGCAGCAGGACCUGCUGUCCUUCCUCGCUGUGGUUCUGGGUCUGGAUAACCCCGCCGUCAGCAGGCUGAGGCUCACCUGGGAGGGUCUGCCGGGGAAGUUCAGGAAGCAGUUUCAGCAGUUUGAGAGCAUCGCUGACCCCUCCAGGAACCACAAGUCCUACAGGGACCUGAUCACCAGCCUGAGACCUCCACUGAUCCCCUUCACACCUCUGCUGCUCAAAGACCUGACGUUCCUUCACGAGAGCUGCAAGACCUUUCACGGCGAACUCGUCAACUUUGAGAAGAUGCACAAAGUGGCCGAGAUGGUGAGGACCAUCAGAAGAUACAGGAGCAGCCAGCUAGCCAUAGAUGCAGAGACGUCUCCCUCCCACCUGCAGACCAAAGCCUACGUCCGGCAGCUGCAGGUGAUCGACAACCAGAACCUGCUGUUCGACAUGUCCUGCAAGCUGGAGCCCAAAGACACAUAGAGAGACGAAGGUGGAGGAGGACGAGGAGGAAGAGCUGGCGUCUGUGAAUCAAAAGGAGAAGAUGGAUAGUAGGUAGAGAGACCCUCCUCCUCCUCCUCCUCCUCCUCCUCCUCAUCUGCCUGAAACCACAUGAGGAACACGACAUUUCGGUUGCGGCCUUCAUCGAUCUGGACUGAAAACCCGUCACGUUUAAACCCACAGAGGAGUUCUGUCGGCUCAGGAUGCCCCAAACCAUCCGGGGACCGGCAGUCUUCAGUCUGCAUUCAGUGGCCAUUUCAUCUCCAAAAACUGGGAAUUUUGUCCUGUGAGCCUUUCUCGGGAACGUUCAGGAAGCUCUCGGGAUUUGAAGGUUUUGUAGAAAAUUAAAUUUGACAAAUUUAAAAAGAAAUAAAAAGCAGAUCUCAUUAAAAAAAAGAGUGUUUAUGAGCCCAGACGACGAUCCAGAACCUGCUGAAGACAAAACCCUGCGGCUGACCCGUAUCAGCCCGAAGUGUCCUCAUUCAAGACCACGUGAAACUUCAGGCUCUGAGGACGAACUCAUCAUUGACCUUCAACCCCAAACACACAUCACAAGCUGAGGCACAAAGCUCAGAGUGCUCUGCAAGAAAAAUGAGCAGCAAAUAUUUCUGCAAAAGGAAAAUAAAAUGAUAAUAAACUGUAAAAUAAGCAACAGUGACAAUAAAUAAUAAAAGUCCUGCUGCAGAGCAUCGAAUCAGGACAAAACCCAGAGCUUUGAGGACGUUUGGCUGCUGCAAUGAAGCUGACCGGCCUUCUGCACUUUGUUCUCCCUCCUCGACCAAUCAGACAGCAGAGCCUCGCCCUGCGGUCUAAACGAGAAGCUGUUCGUAGUAAUUCUGUCAGAAAUGACUCCAGAACGAGUUGCUCCAGGUCUCGGAGCCCCGAGGGCUCGACGUCUAAAAACGAGCAGAAACGGGCUGAUGAUGAUGAGGAGACAGACGCUCCUGUAACAGGACGAACUCUUCGCUUUCAGUGGCGAGCAGCAGCCGUUUCAUUCUCGCUCCAUCGUACAGAGCCAGGUGGUGGCGCUGCUCAGUAGUGAUGCUGAGGCAGCACUGAGGUCAGGAGCAGCUGCUGGCUUGGACCAGAGCAGUUUUCCUGCAGGUGGAACUGGUAAAAUUUCCAACUUUAAAACUCUUGGAUACAAGUUUGGAUCACAUGGAUUUCAUAUAUUUUUCCAUCAAAGUAACGCUGAUGCGUCACAGAACCAUCAGCCCCGGCUGACCUCAGGUCUGUGGUUUGUAUCAGCGGCUGUUUCCCGCGAGCUGGAGCAUUCCAGGAAGUUUCCUGUACACUGACGAUAUCUGUGAAGGACUCACGGAUACUGUGUGAGGUCAUCAUGAUGCGUACAUGCAGAUGUAGAUGCUGGUUUUCUACCAAACGACAUGUGAGGCCUCUUCAGUCUUUCUGCUUCCUGUUUCAGGACUUUGAUGAACAUCCAGCGUCUCUCAGUGUUCAAUGACCCCUCAGGAGGGUCAGAGCAUUCAUGUGACACCCGCUUUUAAAGGACCACGCCCGUGUUUUUAAACCUUUAACUUGUCGGCCUGUUUAAACGUCAGGACGUGGUUUGGUUUUGUUUUUUUGGGUUUUUUUACAGCUUCAGUUCAGUUUCUGUUCAUGGAAAUGAUCAGUGAGUCCGUGAGGGGCUCAGAGUACGGCUGCUGCUCCUCCUCAUCGAAAGGAGCCAGUUCAGGUGGUUGGGGCAUCUGACUAGGAUGCCUCCUGGGCACUUCCUACUGAGAGGAGGCCCCGGGGCAGACCCAGGACACGCUGAAGAGAUUAUAUCUCUUGGCUGGCCUGGGAAUGUCUCGGUGCCCCCCAGAUGAGUUGGAGGAGGUGGCUGGGGAGAGGGAGGUCUAAGCUUCUCAGCUUAGGCUGCUGCCCCUGUGACCCAGCCCCUUAUAACAGAGGUGGAUGGAUGGAUGGAAAUUAUCACAGGGUUUUUAGCAGUAGUGUCAAACUCAUUUCAGGCCACGGUGAAAAACCAGUGCACAGGAGACCUGGUCAGAGUCCAAAGACAUAAAAGUCAAUACACAUUCAUGGUAGGUUCUCCCUCUGAGGUUCUGAAAGUCCAGCUGGCUCAGGAAGGAGCUGAGACCUUUGGGAUGAAAACGGCUCCUUUUGGAAAGGUCAGAGUGAAUGAAAACACGGGUCUGGUCCUUUAAGAACGCGGCCGAUCAUGAGCUGAUGGGACUGAUGAUCACAUGACCUGCUCGUGCUGAUGUCAUCGUACCGGACAGGUGAGCACAGACACACAAAGAAGUGGACGGGAAGCACUUCUUUCACUCUAACUGCUGUCACACCUGACCGACCAAUCAGCUUUAAGGAAGGACUCGGUCGCCCCCACAGAGCCGCCCUCCCAUUGGUGGGCUCAGCGCGUCGGGGCGGUCGGGGUCCGAGGCAAUAAGAAGAGCGACGGAAGCGAAGCUGGCUGGUCGACGUGUCGCAUCGACGAAGCACUUUUGCCAAACCUCAGGGCUCAGAGACACACGGAGGUUUUCUUUACUCUUUUCUUGGUUUCAGUAGAGUUCAGUUCAGUAGAGUUCAGUUCAGUAGAGUUCAGUUCAGUUGAGUCCAGUUGUGUUGCGAUUGAUUGGUUCUGUGUUUGUACAGCUGAUCACACUUCAGUCAUAUUUACUCUAAUAAUAAUAAUAAUAAUAAUGAUAAUAAUAAUAGAAAUCUACAGAGCUGUUGUUUUUAUGCUGUGAUCACCACCAGGCCUGAGUGCAGUGAUUUUUUUUUUACUUAAAGAGCCGCUCAGCUGCAAAAAAAUGAGGAGAGUCCAUCUGAAGACCUUUUGUUCUUCAAAGAGCUCAGAGCAGCAGCUCAGUGAUGCAAAGAUCUGUGCACAGAUUAAUAAACCACCCUGAAUUAACUCCCAGACUCAAAGAUUUACCCUCCUGCGUUCCUGCCCUCACCUGUGAGCGAGCCGUGGGCUCGGCCUCAGAGAGGGCCUGAGGAGCUCCGCCAUGUGAAAGGAGCUCACAGGUGACGUGUUUCACCUGUGCCAUGCUGGAGAGCCUCAGCUGGUUUGGGAAUGCCUCAGUCUCCACCCAGAGGAGCGGCCAGCAGAGGGUGUUCUGCAAGUCUCUGCUUAAACUGCUGCCCCCUAGUGGCCUGGAUAAUCGGCACAAAAUAAACUGUGUAUUUAAAUGCUUCAGGAAUAUUAAAUAAAUAAUAUAAUAACAGCUUUUUUAAAUCGAGGGAACAAAUGAAAAAGUCAUGCCUGCAGGUUCAUAAACCAAGUGCACCUUUUAAGGAACUACAGAAAAGGAUUAAGAAACUGAAGUGAUGCACUUUGGCAAAAUGUGUCCACAGAUUUAAUGUCCUCUGUGGGCCUCCGUAGACUUAAAAUCAUGGCUGCCGCGUCACAUGAACAUGUGUGGUAAUUUCCUGGUUAGUGAGAUUUCAGUGCAGCGGUCUGACAUGCAGGAAGAUAAAACUGCAAAAGGCUUUAAGAUGGUUUUUCUUUUUUUAGUUCACUGAAGAGCUUCACUCUGAGUUCUUUAAACACGACAUCUGUAAAUGAAGCUGCAGCUGAAUCUGAGGCCGACUCAGUAAUCUGAUAAUGUUGAAAUGACUGAGGCGUAGGUUGUGGUUCGUUUGCUGGAAGUCUUCCUGCUGCAUCAGCUGACCCUGGGCGACUCGCCUUCGUGAUGUUUUUUCUUUGAAUCCCUAUGAUUGGCGUGACGUCGUCAGACUGAGGCUCUUCAGUGCGUCGAGCGGCUCAGGUGUUUGAGUCGGAAAAUGUGUAAAACGUGCUCUGUGCUCAGCUCUGGUGGCUGGUGAGACUUCAUCAUUCUCCAUCUGUACCAUAACAUCCUGUUUGUAAAAGCUCAGCGAGGCCGGUCCCGUCCAGAAACAAGUCCUCGCACAGCGGACGUUUCGGCACAGCCCAGAGCUCCUCGUACCUCUGCUGGGUUCAUGUUUCAGUCCUGUUCACUUAAACGAGGCUUUUAUUUUGGUAAUUUGUGGACUUGAUGAAACGUGCAUGGAGUUUAUUCACUGAGUAAUUCACUCAUUUUCACUCAUUCAAUUCAAUUACAUUUUUUUAUAUAGCACCAAAUCACAACAAACAGUUGCCUCAAGACGCUUUGUGUUGUAGGUAAAGACCCUACAAUAAUUACACAUAUUUUCUUAAAGUCAAGACAUGAGGGUUUCAGAUCCCUUUAGUCCUCGAUUUACCACACAGGACUUUAACAUGAUACCUAAACUAAGGUUACUUGAUUCUGGACAGGGCAAGAGCUUCAAAACUUCUUCACCUCAGCAAGACCUUUCACCCAAUAUGGAGUCAAAAGUUGGAGCUCCCAAGAAUUUUGAAAGCUAGUUUGAAUUUCCAGGAAGGCGCUUUUACUUCCCUAAAAAUGAGUCAAAAACCCAAGCAGCCAACAGGAGCUCCUGAAACUGUGAACUCAAGCCCCAAAAAUCCUGAUGGCAAAUUUCAAAUAAAUAAUUUUAGGAUAAACUCAAAUUAUCAGCAAACAAACAGCAAAUUAUCUGCAAGUUUAGCUUCAAACUCUAGAAGUCCAGUUCAGUUCUCGUUCAAUAAACCCAAGAAAGCAAGUUUGAUAUAUCAGCAUUUCCUGAACCGUAGUCGGCACGGAGAGCAGGAGCUGAGGUGGAGGUGGGCUGCAGAGCGGCUUGCAGGCCUCUGGGCAAUCAGCAGGUCAGAGCCUGAACUUUCUAUUCAGGCAUUCUCACUCAUGUUACUCAGAACUUAAAUUUAAGUUCAAUCCUAAACUCUAAAGUUCACAGGUUUGUUUCAGAAAACAGGUUUUAAACACUGAUCAUUUAAGACUGAGUCUUAACCUCCAAGAAAGUUAGUUUUAAGCUCAAAGGUCACCAGUUUCAGACUCGGCUCCCAACAUUUGAACUCUGACAAAGGUGGUUUGAUUUAAAACCUCCAGAAACUCCCCCAGUGUUCCCGAAACAGGAGCUCCGGAGUCCGGCCCAUGAACAGAUCUCCUCUCUCAGCCUGAGCGGUGUUCAGGUCUCUCUAUUCGAGGUCAAAGGUCUUGUCGAGGCGGAGGUGUUAGUGGCGGUUUUGGCGGGUACACAGUGUGAAACCCAGCGAAGAUUACUAUUAGAUCAUCACUAGUCUGCCGGUGGCUCUCUCAGGACCACUUCCUGGGUGUCGGGUGCUUUAUCAUGGAUCCCACCAUCAUACUGGGCAGAAGCAGCGGUCCUGGGUCCCCACCUGGCUGUAACCCGAAUUAAGCUAACCUUAACUUGCUUAUUUCUGACCUCACUGGAGCAAAGCUUCCCAUGUGGUGGACCAAUCACGGCUCAUGCCUCUACUUCGCUGGGAUCCAUGAUUCUGAGAAGCGGGCGGCCUCUUGGGUCGAGGCCAUCCAUGCUGUCGCCUGAAUGAAAAACACUGAAAAAAAUAUGUGUACAUACUGCAACCCUGUAAAUAGGCAAAUACUAACGGAGACUAUAUUUUAUGUAUGAGCAGAGAGAGCGGCGCUAACUCAAGGAGAAACUUUGAUUUGGUGUUUUUUAUUUGUAAAAGUGAGAUAAAGUGUAAAGUGAUGACAGAAAGAAAUUAUUAUGACUUUAUGAAUUGUACAGUUGAAUCUCCUCAGUUUGAUGGUUCUGUUGUUUUCUAUCUAAAGCUUCGGGUUCUUCGGUUUCUUUUUUUUGUACAUAAGUGGUUGUUUACAUCGAUAACAAGUCCUGAUGUGAUGUGAUUGGAGCAGAGGUCUGAUGGGGGCGGGGCCUGCACGACUGCUAACAUAUUACCCAGAAAAUCUUUUGAAAAUCAUUUGAAAUGAUUCAAUAAUAAAAAAAAAAUCUGUUGAAAUUAUUUGAAAAUUAAAAAAAAAUUAGGAAUGAGUUUUUUUUUUUUGAAAAUGGAAAUUUGAGCCAUUUCUUUAAAAACUGAAAACAAUUUCUUUAAUGUCUCAAUGUCUUUAAUGUUUAUAUUGUGACUAAUAAUUAUGCAAAUAUAACAAGAAAAAUAUUUCUCAAAGUUCUGAUUUUAAACGUCAUAAAAUAAAAGUUGCAGAUAAAUCUGUAAUUCUGUUCCUGAAAUAAUUUAAAUAUAAAUCUUCAAAGACGAUCAUCGUUUUUAAAAGGCCAAUUGUCUUUGUUGUGUUCUAUAUUAAAAUUAUCAUUGUAUUUAACAUCACAACUUUUUAAACUUUUUUUAACUGUAGAUCAUAUAAUUAAACGCAAUCAUUAAAGUCAAAGUUCAGUUCUCAUAAUAUUACAUUUUAAUUGUUGACACUGAUUUAUUUCAUAAAUUUAUGGCAUUUCUGCUAAAAUUGAACCUCUCAUUGAAACACUCAUAUUAAAGUUAAAUUCUGGUGAAAUUAAAACUUUUUACCUGAACGAUUUUUUAAUUUAUAUUUUAUUUUUCCUUAAACUCAAACAGCAUGAAAUCAGGUGAGUUUGUGCCGUGGCCCUGAUAGAUGCACUUUAUCUGAGAUCAUGUUUAUCACAGGAAACAUAAAUCUGGGUCUCUGAGCUCAUAAAAAUGUUUCCAGCUCAGUUUUGUUCUUAAAGUUAAAUCUCUGGUAAAAGCAAAGACUCACAUAGAAAGGCUUCAAGUGUUCAUGCUAACAGAAAUUGGCUGAUUGGGAAGUUAUUGAUCAGGCUGUUAAUGAUCAGGCUGUUAUUGAUCAGGCUGUUAAUGAUCAGCCUGUUAUUGAUCGGGCUGUUAUUGAUCAGACUGUUGUUUGAUGGGAAGGUCGUCCUGCCCCCCCGGACUUUUGCUCCCUCUGCUGUCACACCACAGACACUGAAAUAAAACCUCUUGACAACAACAA